Molecule: messenger RNA, 1917 nt
Organism: Grus americana (Whooping crane)
Lineage: Eukaryota; Metazoa; Chordata; Aves; Gruiformes; Gruidae
Gene: SRSF1
Product: serine and arginine rich splicing factor 1
Exons: 5
Coding region: 416-1177 (253 amino acids)
Cellular component (GO): cytoplasm; ribonucleoprotein complex; nucleus
Molecular function (GO): mRNA binding
Source: RefSeq, a predicted model, not a curated record
CUUCACCCACCGCGGGCAGCGGGGGCUUUCCGAGCGAGAACCGGGCUCGCUGUGCUCUCGCGCUUAGGAGCUGCACCGCCAGCCACGGCUUCGGCCUCUUGUGUGGAGCUGCCAAGAGGCAAUAAAAGAGGAACUACUUUCUUCUGCAGUCGCGCAUGCGCAGGACGGAGGAGUGAGGACGCGGCGGAAGACGCGUGCGCUGCCUCGUUGGCUGACGGCGCGGGUGGUGCUGCGUCUCGGGGUGAAAUCGCUGCGCGCAGUAGAACCGCGAGGGGAGCUGCGGUCGCCAUUUUGAAGCGGUUGUUGGGGGAGGCGGCGUGUCCGCUCCCGUCUGCCCGGCUCGGCCCCGUGCCCGCUCGCCCGCCCGCUCUCCGCGCUCCGGCCCUCCACCGCCGCAGCCAUUGCUGACCUUGCCAUGUCCGGAGGGGGCGUGAUCCGCGGCCCAGCCGGCAACAACGACUGCCGCAUCUACGUGGGGAACCUGCCCCCCGACAUCCGCACCAAGGACAUCGAGGACGUCUUCUACAAGUACGGGGCCAUCCGCGACAUCGACCUCAAGAACCGCCGCGGGGGCCCGCCCUUCGCCUUCGUGGAGUUUGAGGACCCCAGGGACGCGGAGGACGCCGUCUACGGGCGGGACGGCUACGAUUACGAUGGGUAUCGCCUCCGCGUGGAGUUCCCUCGGAGCGGCCGGGGCACCGGCAGAGGCGGCGGCGGUGGCGGAGGGGGCGGAGCCCCCCGGGGCAGGUACGGCCCCCCGUCCCGGCGCUCGGAGUACAGAGUGAUCGUCUCGGGGCUGCCUCCAAGUGGAAGUUGGCAGGAUUUAAAGGAUCACAUGCGUGAAGCAGGUGAUGUAUGUUAUGCUGAUGUUUUCCGAGAUGGCACUGGUGUCGUGGAGUUUGUACGGAAGGAAGAUAUGACCUACGCUGUGCGAAAACUGGAUAACACUAAAUUUAGAUCUCACGAGGGAGAAACUGCCUACAUCCGUGUUAAAGUUGAUGGCCCAAGAAGUCCAAGCUAUGGAAGAUCUCGGUCACGCAGCCGUAGUCGUAGCAGAAGCCGUAGUCGAAGCAACAGCAGAAGCCGCAGUUAUUCCCCAAGAAGAAGCAGAGGAUCUCCACGCUACUCUCCCCGCCACAGCAGAUCCCGAUCUCACAUAUCUGAAGAGAUGGAUUAAGAAUGCUUUGGAUUAAAGGAUUGUGGAGCACAUGUCAAUCAUUUUAGGAUUGUCAAAAGGAGGAUUGAGGAGGAUCAGAUCAAUAAUGGAGGCAAUGGUAUGACUCCAAGUGCUAUUGUCACAGAUGAACUUGGCAGUAUUGACCUUAUACUGAGAGACAGGUUAAUUGAGUACGUGCACCUACGUGUCACUUCAGGCAUGUUCUAGUUACUGCAGACUACAAUUGCUCUUCUCUUUAAAACUUUUUUGUGGGGCAAUUGUGGCUAAACACUUGCUUUUGUAAUUCUCUAUUCCAUUCUAGUUUUUUAAAGGAAUAAACUGGGACGGGGGUGGGAGUAUUGGUUUCCUUUGUCAUGCAGCAUUUGGUUACAAGUGUUAAUGUUAUGUAGUAUUCAUACACUUGCAGUAGAUCAAGGGUAUCUUCAAAUCAGAGUAUAAUAUCAAUACUGCUAAAAUCUGCAUGUCCUCUGUGUGACUGAUACAGCGUUGCUAUUUCAUUUUUUUUAAGUAUCAGAAUGAAAGCAAAAAUAGAGAACCUAGGUGGGAAUAAUUUCUUAAAGUCUCAGCCCUGCCCCCUCAGACUAAUUCGCAAUUGACUCACCGAUCUGUUUGAAAACUCCGGUUAGUUAAUUUUGUUACCUUCCAGCUGGGAGUGCUAGCUAUAGCUUAGACAUACAGUAGGUGGAUAGCUUUAGCAGUAAGCUUUUCCAGUUUCAUAAACAUUUUUUGCAACCACAAAA